Magallana angulata is the source of this 826-nucleotide messenger RNA. RefSeq names its product elongin-B-like. Gene Ontology annotation, biological process: transcription elongation by RNA polymerase II. Gene Ontology annotation, molecular function: protein binding. Gene Ontology annotation, cellular component: elongin complex; VCB complex. The transcript is spliced from 4 exons. NCBI's taxonomy places the organism in Eukaryota, Metazoa, Mollusca, Bivalvia, Ostreida, Ostreidae. The coding region runs from base 93 to 455 and encodes 120 amino acids. The record is from RefSeq and is a predicted model, not a curated record.
GGAAAAGCCCGAUUAGUCACAAAAACUGGUCCUCGUCAAGAAGGAAAGAACGCUGAGCGAUAAAGAGAACCAGUUAACCGUAGUUAUCCAAGAUGGAUGUGUUCUUGAUGAUCAGAAGAAAAAAGACUACCAUCUUUACAGAUGCAAAAGAGUCAACCCCAGUUAGCGAUGUGAAAAAAAUUGUAGAAGGUAUUCUAAAGAUCAGACCUGAAGAUCAAAAGCUGUUCAAAGAUGAUCAGCCACUAGAUGACAACAAAACGCUAGGAGAUUAUGGGUUUACUUUUGCAACAGCAAGAGCACAAGCUCCAGCUACUAUCGGACUGGCUUGUAAACAAGAUGAUGGCGAGUUUGAACAGUUAGAGAUCACCCCCCUAUCCAGUCCCCCGGAGCUACCAGAUGUGAUGAAACAACAAGACUCCACAUCGGCACAUGCACAAGAACAAACAGCAUCUUAAUCUUGUUCAUAGCUAACUUAUUUUCUCAAAGUUCAUUAGGAAGUUUAUUAUAAUUGUUAUGUAAAACAAAAACAAAACAAAAAUAACGGUGAUACAAAUAUCCAUGUGAGUACCCUCCUGCAUGAGCAUAUCCAAGCUUUAAGAGAUUUCUUUUUUGUUCCAUUAGCUAUUAUUGGUAUGUAAAGUGCGGUCAUAUAAUACAGGUACGAAAGUCACUAAUGUUUAAAUAUAGUCUGUACCUUGCUAAAGUUUCAAAGCGCUGUUGAUUACAAAAAUUACUAUGUAAGAUUUUUUUUCAGUGUAAAUUUGUUUCAAUGUUUCAAAAAGUUACAGUCUUGUUUUUAAUAAUUAAAAUUUAAGCAUAAAAAAUG